Messenger RNA from Penicillium subrubescens, 1098 nucleotides. Its product is annotated as adenosine deaminase family protein. Gene Ontology annotation, biological process: hypoxanthine salvage; adenine catabolic process. Gene Ontology annotation, cellular component: cytosol. NCBI's taxonomy places the organism in Eukaryota, Fungi, Ascomycota, Eurotiomycetes, Eurotiales, Aspergillaceae. The record is from RefSeq and is a predicted model, not a curated record. The coding region runs from base 1 to 1098 and encodes 365 amino acids. Gene Ontology annotation, molecular function: adenine deaminase activity. The transcript has a single exon.
AUGAACGGCCUAGCCAUCAGUCCCUUCAUAGCGGCGCUACCUAAGGUAGAACUCCACCUCCACAUCGAAGGAACACUCACACCAUCUCUCCGCUGGGAGCUAGCGCACCGCAACAAAAUCACUCUACCAUAUGCGACAUUCGAAGACCUCAAGGCUUCUUACGCAGUGACCCUCAAUCAUCGACCCGAGCUUAAUGGACGGCAGCCCGGUAUCCCGACCUUUCUGGAGGCCUAUUUCGCAGGGUGCGAAGUCCUUCGCACAGAGGAGGACUUUUAUGAUCUGGCAAUGGCAUAUCUCCGUCGCUGUGCGGAGAUGAACGUACGAUAUACUGAGCCUUUUUUUGAUAUUCAAGCACAUACACGUCGGGGUGUGGCUGCGACCGCGGUUCUGGAUGGGUAUCUGCGCGCGCAAGGCGAUGCAAAAUGUCAAUUUGGUGUGCGCUCGCGCUGGAUUUUGUGUUUCCUUCGCGACGAGCCUGUUGCAAAGGGGUUAGCGGCGUAUGUUGAGGCGAGACCCUGGGCUGCUGGUACCGUUGAAGGUGGGAAGGGGCUUUUCCAUGCUGUUGGGCUCGCCAGUAAUGCAUACGAGAGACCGCCAAUGUUGUUUGAAGAGGGUUUUGCCCUUGCGAAAGCCGAUGGUUUACACGUUACGAUGCAUUGUGAUUUUGGCCAGAAAGAUACGCACGAGCAUAUGCAUGAAGCUAUCUUUCAGGUAUGCGAUGGCCACGGGUCAGAGCGCAUCGAUCAUGGACUUGAUGCUGAAGAUAAAGAAGAGUUAUGGCAAGGCCUGGUUGAUAGAAAGAUUGGCUUGACUUUGUGCCCUCAUGCUUAUCAUCGGAGGACAGCGACGGAUGUUCUGUUUCCUAAGAUUCGAAGACUGCGAGAUAGAGGGGUGAAGAUGUGUAUCAACAGCGACGAUCCGACCCUUAUGCAUGAUGUUUGGAUUGAUGGGAAUAUGCAGAAAGUAUAUACUUACUGUGAGUUCAGUAAAGCUGAAAUGGUACAGUUGGUAAGGAAUGCGGUGGAUAUGUGCUGGGCUGAGGAAGAUGUGAAGAGUGCUAUCUAUAAAGAACUAGAUGAGAUUAAUGUCCUUGAAUGA